This is a messenger RNA of Leptonychotes weddellii (Weddell seal), 2000 nucleotides long. The record is from RefSeq and is a predicted model, not a curated record. NCBI's taxonomy places the organism in Eukaryota, Metazoa, Chordata, Mammalia, Carnivora, Phocidae.
AUGGAAAUCGAGCACAACCAGAACGAAGACGCCAUUGCCUUUUUAGCUGCUCCCUGGUCUCUGUCCCCAGGCCUGGGCUCUAAGCCCCUCAUUGAAAUAAAGGGCCAGGAGGAUGGAAGCGUGCGGCUGGAGUGCACGUCUAGAGGCUGGUUCCCGGAGCCCCGUGCAGUGUGGAGGGACCCUCUCGGUGCGAUCAUGCCGGCCCUGGAGGAGGCUUACACGGCGGACGCAGACGGCCUCUUCGUGGUCACCACGGCCGUGGUCAUCAGGGACUGCUGUGUGAGGAACACAUCCUGCUCCGUCAACAACACCCUGCUUGGCCAGGAGAAGGAAACUGUGAUUUUCAUCCCAGAAUCCUUUGCUCCCAGCACCUUUCCCUGGACAGUGGGCCUUGCUGUCAUCCUGCCUUCUCUGCUCCUCUUCACCGCCGGGAGCAUCUGUCUCAUCAGGAAACUCCACAGGGGAAAAGAGGUUGAAAAUGAAGAGAAGGAAAUUGCAUGUAAGGAAUUGGAGACAGACCAUGCGGAAAAAGAGAAAGAACAUCAAAUAAAAGAGCAACUUCAAGAAGAAUUACGAUGGAGACGAGCCCUGCUACAGGCCGCCGACGUGGUCCUAGACCCGGACACCGCUCAUCCUGAGCUCUUCCUGACGGAGGACGGGAGAAGUGUGAGAAGAGGCCCCUCCAGGCAGAGUGUCCCCGACAACCCGGAGAGAUUCGACUGCCGGCCUUGUGUCCUGGGCCUGGAGAGCUUCUCCUCAGGGAGGCAUUACUGGGAGGUGGAGGUCGAAAACGUGAUGGUGUGGGCUGUGGGGGUUUGCAGAGACAGUGUUGAGAGGAAAGGGGAGGCCCUACUGGUCCCCCAGAAUGGCUUCUGGACCCUGGAGAUGUUUGGAAACCAGUACCGGGUCCUGUCUUCCCCUGAGAGGAUUCUUCCCCUGAAAGAGCGUCUUCGUCGGGUGGGCGUCUUCCUGGACUAUGAAGCUGGAGAUAUCUCCUUCUAUAACAUGAGGGACAGAUCACACAUCUACACAUGUCCCCGUUCACCCUUUUCUGGGCCCCUGAGACCCUUCUUCAGGCUGGGGUCUGAUGACAGCCCCCUCUUCAUCUGCCCAGCCUUCACAGGGGCGCGGGGGAUCCUGGUGCCUGAGGGCGGCCUGAUCCUCCACAGGACAGGGACCCGUCACAGCCCCCACGAACAGUGCUCUGGCCUCAGAGCCAAGUAGAGAAGCCUUGGCCAUCUCUGCACAGCACCCCGGAAGGAAACAGACCCUCCUUCCCGGUGCACACACGGAAGAACCUCCUCCAGAGGCCCCUCCGACACCUGCUUCAGGCCCAGCCCCAUCCGCCCCUCAUUAGACUGUUGCUUUAGUAACUCGUCUGCUGGGAACCAUGGGGCAGGGUCCGGCCUCAGAGAGGGGCUGCCACAUGGCUCCCACCUAUGAAGAGUGUGUGAAAGUGACAGGCUCUCCCAUCAGAGUGACACAUUGAGCCUGACGCUCAGGUUGACAUCAGACGCUGUGGACUCAGGGCGGGGGCAUCUGGACACAGCAGGCUGUGAGGGGAGGGAAGCCACCGCUGGAGGUCAGGGACAGAGGAAGCUGCCAGGGGGGUGGGAGCCUCGCCAUCACAGCCGAGGGGCGCAGGGGCUGACGGUCCAUUUCCACCCCUCCCCUGAGCUUUCCAGACCACACAGCAAAGCCCUCCCAGCCUAGAACUGAGCUGGAGAAGGAUGAAGACACAUCUCGGCCUGCCUCAGGUGUCCCCUCAAUAAACUGGGAGUCAGUACUCAGUUACUGAGUGUGGCCUGAAGUCUAAGGUCUUAGCUGAGCAGGUGAGUACUGAACCAGGUGGAUCCCGGGGUUCAGGUUCAGUGGGGAAAGCAGCACUUUCCCACUUUUUGACCUCAGGCUGCCUUUAGACAUUAAAAAUUAUGGAGAGGGACCCCUGGGUGGUGCAGUCGGUCGAGUGUCCAACUCUUGGUUUUGGCUCAGGUCUUGAU